ACUAAUAAUCCCUUCUUCUCUCUUUCUCUUUCCCUUUUCUUCCACCCUGGCAUCCUCGUCCGUACUUUGUCCCUCCCUUCUCUUCUCUCUCCUCUCAAUUCUGGUUUACCCGUUACCGGUUCAACCAGUCACCCAAUUAAAUUACUCCUCUCUAUCACCCCAAACCCAACCCCGCACACGUGUGUUGUCCAGAGAGGAGGAGCCUGCCUGCCUUGCACUGUUCCAUCCAUGACCAUCCGCACGUGCCACCUCUCCCAUACUAUUCCUCCUUUCUGUGGUGCAACACAUUAAAAGUUGAAGAGAGAGAAACCAAGAAAACACAAGCUACACACACAGAGAGUGUGAUAAAGAGAAAUUGAUAGACACAGAGAGAGAGAGAAACACCAUUUAUUUUUUUCCCUUCUCUAAGUCUCUCUACCUCUCUCCCUUUCCUUCGUUGUGUUUUGUAAUUUUAUUUAUUUACAGUAUACGAGUCUUCUGCUUAAUUUCUAUUCAUAAUUAUUGUAUAAUUAGAUAAAAGUUUGACUGUGGGAGAGAGAGAGAUCAUUGUUUUUUUUUUUUUCUGUUACUAAAUCUAUUGGGACAAACCCAGUAGAGUCAAUCUUAUCUUGAAUCGAUGAGGAUCCGUAAAAGACAGGUGCCGUUUCCUCUCUCUUCACUCUCGCCGAUACCUAUCUCAGAUCCCCUCAUCAACCUCAAUCAGCCACCACCUGUGGUGGUGCAACUCUAUCACUACGAUCCCUCUCGAAACGACGCCGUCAAUCUACAUCCACAAGGGAAUCCUUCUCGGGAGCCUUAUCCAGCUACUCACUUCACUCCUCAGCCGUCUGAUCGUCCCGUGAAUCAUCGUCUAUCGCCGAUCGGGGCAGGAAAUAUAAACAGAAGAACCGACGGCUGUGAUUUCUCUGAUGCCGACAACAGAAAUGAUCACAAGGAUACGAUGAACAACAAGAAAAAGGAGGAUCGUUUGGAAUUAUUUUUAAAAGACGGAGAAGAUAAUAAUAAGGGUGAUGAUAUCAGCAAGGGAAGCACCCCAAGUGCAGAAGCGAAUUCAAGGUUUAGUUUCCCGGAGUCAACCAUUUCUAGUACUUCUCCUUCUCAAGUGGUGAUGAAGACGUCGUAUUGGUGCGAAGGAGAGAAAGUUUUCCCACUGAAAAAGAGAAAAGGGAGUUUUCUACCAGGAGAAGAAGAAGAUGGUAAUUAUCAUGAUUAUCAUCAUAAGGAGCAACAUAAUAAGAAGAUCACCACUAACGUGAUCAAGACAGUCAAAGCUAAAACAGCCCAGAAGAAAGAAAGUAAUUCUUCUCGUAAAAACGACGACAUUUCAAACCAACAACAAUAUGAUGAUGAUCAUCAUAAUCAGCAUAAUCAUCAACUUGGUAGUAAUAACAGUGGAAAAAGCAACAAGAAAGGUCGAGGUGGUGCACUCGUGGAGGGUUCGAGGUGCAGUCGUGUUAAUGGAAGAGGGUGGAGGUGUUGCCAGCAAACUCUCGUGGGUUACUCUCUUUGCGAACACCAUUUGGGCAAAGGACGGCUUCGGAGCAUGACCAGCGUCAGGAGCCGAUCCAUGUUAGCUAAAUCAUCACCAUCAUCAUCUUCAGCUGCAACGGCGAUAACAACAGCCCAGAUGGGCUCAUUACAUGAGGUGAAGCAGGAGAAAGAGCCGAAGCUUCAUCGUAAUGUUGAGAGAAUGAUAAGAGAUAGUAUUAUAAUCAAUGAAGAAGAUGACGACGAGGAUGAUGACGAGGAUGAUUACGAUGACGAUGAUGAUGAUGAGGAUUAUGGAGAACAUGAUUUCGAGAAGAAUAAGAAUAAGAAUAAGAAGAAACCGUUGAGGAUUGCGAAUAAGAAGAGGGUGAAGCUCGGGAUGGUGAAGGCUCGAUCUAUCAGCAGCUUACUUGGUCAGACCAACAGUUGUACAACAAGUACAGGUACUACUGGUGCAAUUUCCAUGGCGGAUAGUAAAUAUUAAGCAAGUAAGUAUAGUAGUCCUAGCUAGAGAGUACGUUAAUAAUAAAUUACAUGAAACACAUGAUAUAAUGUGCAUUAAUAUAUUCAAUCAUCUACUGUGUAUAUCUCUGUGUUACAUGUUAUAGAUCUCAAAGUGCUAUAGGGAUCUAGAUAGAGAGAUUGAAGAUGUCGACGUGACGAAACACUGAACCUGGUGCAACUAUAUGGUUUUGUUUGUGAUCUAAUGAUGAUUAUAGUUUAUUUUAUUUUAAUAUAUAUAUUAUUAUAUGGAUAGGCA
Cannabis sativa is the source of this 2248-nucleotide messenger RNA. RefSeq lists its product as uncharacterized. Bases 617 to 1972 code for a protein of 451 amino acids. The transcript has 4 exons. The record is from RefSeq and is a predicted model, not a curated record. NCBI's taxonomy places the organism in Eukaryota, Viridiplantae, Streptophyta, Magnoliopsida, Rosales, Cannabaceae.